Syzygium oleosum is the source of this 885-nucleotide messenger RNA. RefSeq names its product universal stress protein PHOS32. The coding region runs from base 131 to 673 and encodes 180 amino acids. Lineage: Eukaryota; Viridiplantae; Streptophyta; Magnoliopsida; Myrtales; Myrtaceae. The record is from RefSeq and is a predicted model, not a curated record. The transcript is spliced from 5 exons.
UCAUGCACCGUUUUCUUGAACCAAGACCCAGCUUCGAUCAAGACAUGACACCGUACGAGUAGGACCGGCGACUGAAACCAAACCUUGAUAAAUCCGAAGAAGUCCCAAUCAAGAAGAAGGGGAGAGAGAGAUGGAGACGUUGGAGGAGGAGGAGGAGUACAGCUGGAGAGAAGUGAAGCUGCCCAGCCUGGUCCCGGUAGUGGGGGAGGCGGAGAUUCCCGAGCUGGAGAGAGAGACGGGGGAGAGGAGGCGGGGCAGGGCGGUGCUGGUCGCCGUGGAUCACGGGCCGAACAGCAAGCACGCGUUCGACUGGGCCCUCAUCCACUUCUGCCGCCUCGCCGACACCCUCCACCUCGUCCAUGCCGUCUCCAGUGUAAACAAUGAGGUUAUUCAUGAACAGAGCCAGGUGCUGAUGGAGAAGCUAGCCGUUGAGGCUUUUCAGGUUGCCAUGGUGAGGACCGUUGCUAGGAUUGUGGAAGGCGAUCCGGGAAAGGUCAUUUGCAGAGAGGCAAAAAGAUUGAAACCUGCGGCUGUUGUAAUGGGGACGAGAGGAAGAAGCCUUAUUCAAAGCGUACUUCAAGGAAGUGUGAGUGAGUAUUGCUUCCAUAACUGCAAAUGGGCACCUGUUAUCAUAGUUCCAGGCAAAGAAGCUGGGGAUGAGUCGUUGGUAUAGUCGAACUCGAAAAGCUGUUGGCGCAUAGAUUUUGUCGAUCCAGGAAAAAUAGUGGAUUUCUUGUAUUAGAAAAGAGUAUGUUAGUGAUGCAGAUUAGGUCUUUAUCGUUAGUGAUUGCGUGAAUUGUACAAGAUACGGAAAUCCAGAGCCGCUUUGUUCGUUUGUACUCACUUUGUCGUGAUUGAAAAAGGCUGUUGUUUGAGAGCAGUAAA